Messenger RNA from Solanum tuberosum (potato), 1098 nucleotides. RefSeq names its product xyloglucan endotransglucosylase/hydrolase protein A-like. NCBI's taxonomy places the organism in Eukaryota, Viridiplantae, Streptophyta, Magnoliopsida, Solanales, Solanaceae. Gene Ontology annotation, cellular component: apoplast; cell wall. The transcript has 4 exons. The record is from RefSeq and is a predicted model, not a curated record. Gene Ontology annotation, biological process: xyloglucan metabolic process; cell wall biogenesis. Gene Ontology annotation, molecular function: hydrolase activity, hydrolyzing O-glycosyl compounds; xyloglucan:xyloglucosyl transferase activity. The coding region runs from base 178 to 1068 and encodes 296 amino acids.
AAUAAAUUCUCUUAGUAGGAUUCUAUUCAUUUUAAAGAAUGCUCUUUAUUAAUUGAGUUUUCUCAGUCUUGAUUUGAAAGUCGUAACAACAUUUCAAUUCGUAUAAUUUAUAGCUAACGUUAGAGAUUUUCUUUAUACUCGAUUUCUACUCAUCAACUCGAAAAUAAUAGAAACAUUAUGGGCUUCAAAUGGAUGAUGAUGUUGGUGUUGUGUGUGUUAAUAGGAGGAUCAAUGGGAGCUAAGCCCAAUAAGCCAAUUGAUGUCCCAUUUGGAAGAAAUUAUGAGCCUAGUUGGGCUUUUGAUCACAUCAAAUAUUUGAAUGGUGGCUCUGAGAUCCAGCUCUCCCUCGAUAACCGCACCGGUACUGGCUUUCAGUCAAAAGGAUCUUAUCUAUUUGGGCACUUUGCUAUGCACAUAAAGAUGGUUGCUGGUGAUUCUGCAGGCACAGUCACUGCUUUCUACUUGUCUUCUCAAAAUUCAGAACAUGAUGAAAUAGACUUUGAGUUCUUGGGGAAUAAAACAGGAGAACCAUACAUUUUACAAACAAAUGUAUACACGGGAGGGAAAGGUGACAAAGAGCAAAGGAUUUACUUAUGGUUUGAUCCAACAAAAGAUUAUCACACUUACUCUGUCUUGUGGAAUCUUUACCAAAUUGUGUUCUUUGUGGAUGAGUAUCCCAUAAGAGUGUUCAAGAACAACAAGAACUUAGGUAUCAAAUUCCCAUUUGACCAACCAAUGAAGAUAUACUCAAGUCUAUGGGAGGCAGAUGAUUGGGCAACAAGAGGUGGACUUGAAAAAAUUGAUUGGUCAAAUGCACCCUUUGUUGCCUCAUACAAAGGCUUUCACAUUGAUGGUUGUGAAUCUUCUGUGAAUGCCAAGUUUUGUGCCAAUCAAGGCAAAAGUUGGUGGGAUCAAAAGGAAUUUCAAGAUUUGGACACAACUCAAUGGAGACUUUUGAGAAGAGUUAGGGAUAAGUAUACAAUUUAUAACUAUUGUACUGAUAAAAAGAGGUUCUCUACAAUGCCAAAAGAGUGCAAGAGGAAUAGAGAUGUUCCAAGGAAUUCAUGAAACAAAAAUUAACUUCGGAUUUUUUAAAAA